Molecule: messenger RNA, 615 nt
Organism: Rhagoletis zephyria (snowberry fruit fly)
Lineage: Eukaryota; Metazoa; Arthropoda; Insecta; Diptera; Tephritidae
Source: RefSeq, a predicted model, not a curated record
AUGGCAUGUCAAUGCCGCAAAAUAACUACUUUUGUAGGUUUAGCCGUAGUUGUUGCUUUCAUUGCCAUUGCUUUGCAGCAACCUAGUUUGGAGCAGUUUCCAGAUGUUGGAAAAACAACUCACCAAAUAAUAACUUCUCGUGGUUUUGAGCAUGAAGUUCACUUUAUUCAUACCUCUGAUGGGUACAUUCUUCAGACAACUCGCAUUAUCAAUCCGACGGUCGAUUAUGAGCGGCUGCCUGUUUAUGUAAACCAUUUCAUGGCCGGAUCAUCUACACGUAACUAUGUUCAACUGCUGCAGCAAGAAUCAAUACCCACAAAGUACAGCUAUGAUGACGAAGAGCCAGGACGAAAUCUGCGAGAGUACAAAGCUGACUUUCCAAGUAUUUACAAGUUGGGCAACAUAAACUCUACUGACAUUGCUUUGGUGUACACCAAACGAGACUGGUACAAUCACAUUGCUGAUGUCCAUUUACUGAAGGAAAGUUUAAAUGUUAAACUUUUGGACGAUUAUCAAGUUCCCGACCAAACUUGGAAUCAUAUGGAGCUACUUUGGGGUAAAAAUGUUGGCAAAUUAGUAAACGAGCGAGUUUUGAAACUAUUGGCAAAAUACUAG